Molecule: messenger RNA, 870 nt
Organism: Funneliformis geosporum
Lineage: Eukaryota; Fungi; Glomeromycota; Glomeromycetes; Glomerales; Glomeraceae
Source: the annotation of a GenBank genome assembly
AUGAUCAAGAAAUAUAUACUAUGUAUAUUGGCUGUAUUGAUAACCAUAACGAAUUCAAGUUAUGCGUUUCCAGCAGAUUCUAAACCCAUGAGUAAAAGAGCAACAUUGGUACCUACGAGUGUGACAUUUAAAAUUUCAUCAGAAGUAGGAACGAGUAAUACAACAAAAAUUUCUGUUGACGAUGUUAAUAAUUUAAAUGCCGUCGGAAAAUUAGAUAUUGUAAAAAAUGACGGAUCAAACGAUUGUUGUACCGCCUCUGUAAUUAGAACUGAUAAUGGAAAUAUUGCGAUUACCGCUGCACAUUGUCUUUUUGAUUUUAACACUCAGACAUGGAAUUCUGAAGUUUAUUUUUAUCCUGGGUACAACCAUGGACAACAAGGUAAUAUUGGAAAAGUUGCCGCUAAAUCAGGCUAUAUAUACGAUAUUUUUAAGGACAAUCCUGCUCUGUCUGAUUAUGCCUUUAUAAAGCUUGAUUACCCGGAAGGAAGAAAAUUACAAGAUGAUACAGGAGCUUUCGAUUAUGAUCUCGAUAUACCUGGUGAUAUUUAUCCAGUUAAUGUAUUUGGUUAUCCAGUUGAUGGUGACAUGAACUGUCCCAAAGAUGGACAAAAUCUUUGCGAUUACGAAGGACUUUCAUAUGAUAUGCCAAAUGAAGUUCCAAUUAAGUCGUAUAGAGGUAUAACUAUAGACGUUGGUCAUUGCUCAAGUGGGGGUCCUUGGGUAAGAAUUUAUGAUCCAAAUACUAACUCAGGCAAUGUAAUGGGUGUCUCACAAGGUAUAUUAGAUUUGCCUUAUCCUGAUGAAACCGUCGCUUGGUCAUGGACUCGCGAUGAAUUUACACAGAUUUUGAACUUUGCUGAAACUAAUUAA